Molecule: messenger RNA, 1195 nt
Organism: Drosophila innubila
Lineage: Eukaryota; Metazoa; Arthropoda; Insecta; Diptera; Drosophilidae
Product: lactosylceramide 4-alpha-galactosyltransferase-like
Exons: 2
Coding region: 6-1130 (374 amino acids)
Biological process (GO): glycosphingolipid biosynthetic process
Molecular function (GO): alpha-1,4-N-acetylgalactosaminyltransferase activity
Source: RefSeq, a predicted model, not a curated record
UCAACAUGUUUUUACGUCCACGAAGUUUUCGACUGCGUCUUUUUAUCUGUGUUAAACUGUUGGUUUUCAUCUUGUUUUUUCAUGUGCUGGAACUCAUUGUUUUUACCAGAUUCCAUUUUGAUACCAUAUUAGAUCCCAUAUUAGAGUUACAUCAAUGUUACAUGGACGAAUUGCCAGGCAUAAUAUCUGAGAAGUGGACUUCUAAUAAGUUCAUAAUUCUAGAGGAUGUCCUACUCUCGGAUAUAAAACCAACACCAGGACGAACUAUUUUCUUCCUCGAAACCAAGUGUCAAUCUCCUGACUCGGACUUGAAAUACAUUAUGACUUUGACAGCAAGACAGGCUUGUUCCAUCGAAUCGGCGGCGUUAAAUAAUCCCAACUUUCAAGUCUUUGUUAUAUUUGCCAAUCCGAAAGUAAUAGAUAAGAAAAACAGAUUUAUAAAUGUAAUUCAAAGCUACAAGAAUGUGCAUCUACGACAGUUGAAUAUUUGGCGAUAUGCGAAGAAUACUCCAGUUGAAGACUGGGUCUUAACAGAUAAUAUGUUUUUAUCAAGUUACCCGACAGAGCACUCGUCUGACCUACUUCGCUUGUUGACUCUAUAUCGCUUUGGAGGCAUCUAUAUGGACUUGGAUGUGGUGGUGUUACGCAGCUUGGAAAAUGUUCCCCUAAACUAUGUAGGGACCGAGUUCUAUGGCUUACUGUCUAAUGCUGUGAUCAGUUUGGAGCCUACGGGAAUCGGCCACGAAGUUGCAGAAUUAUUUUUACGUGAAUUUCAGCAAAAUUUCAAUGGAACUUCGUAUAUAUUCAAUGGACCAAUGCUAAUAAAACGCGUAUUGGCGACGAUCUGUGGUACGAAAUCUGUUAAAGAGAUGACGAAUAAUCCCCGUCUUUGCCACGGAGUUCGCGUAUUUGAUCCAAGUGCUUUUUUUGUAUUGCAAAAACUAUUUUAUCUUUUUGAUCCAAAAUUUCUGGAGAUAGCCAUGGAAAAAACUAAGAAUUCAUAUCUGAUACAUUUAUGGAAUAAAUAUUCUAAGAAAUGUCUCCUUAAGGCUGAUUCCAAUACUGCCUAUGGAAAGUAUGCGGAACAACAUUGCCCCAAGACAUAUGAAGCAGCUGGUGAAUUUUUGUAGCACACAUUUUUCUUAAUAUUAUUUAGUAAAUAGCAUUUAUAAAAAGUCAAUCUAAAAUACCAUCA